This is a messenger RNA of Mercenaria mercenaria, 625 nucleotides long. RefSeq lists its product as uncharacterized. The transcript has 4 exons. Lineage: Eukaryota; Metazoa; Mollusca; Bivalvia; Venerida; Veneridae. The record is from RefSeq and is a predicted model, not a curated record. The coding region runs from base 100 to 561 and encodes 153 amino acids.
GUUUAUAACGGAGCUUUACGUAAACGGUCAAGAUCGUGUUCAAAGAACCGAUUUUCUCUUUUUGGAAAAACAUGUGAAAGAGAUUUGACACAGAUUCAGAUGUGCAGCAGACGAGAAUGCCUGCCGCUUACAUCAUGCAGCAGUAAACGAAGCUACAAUUCAAGUUUCACAAACGUUGCUCUCAGAAAGAAUGUUAAGUUAAGCUCUUUAUAUCUCAACUUUCAAGGAGACCUGAUGGUUGAUGGUAACCGAACUACAUUCAUGCAUACAAACUUUGAUGCAAAUCCUUACGCAAUGAUUGAUUUGGGAGACACAUAUCUGGUAUAUUCCAUCUACAUCGUCAAUCGUAAAGAUUGUUGUCCUAUAAGACUCCAUGACGUCUCUGUCCAGAUAGGAAAUGAUCUUUCAAGAUUGGACAUUGCUGCUCGUCACAAAGCUGCCAUUGGUGCUGAUUGUACGCUUCAGUUCCCUAAGCCAUACAGAGGUCGUUAUGUACAAAUUCAACUAGAAGCCACAGCGUAUCUACAAAUUGGUGAAGUUGAAGUGUACAGAGUAAUAUGAAACUGUCAUUUUAUCUGAGAAAACGAAUAUUUUGUAGAUAUCUCAAUUGAAUGGCUGAGCAUUG